Cariama cristata (Red-legged seriema) is the source of this 1264-nucleotide messenger RNA. RefSeq names its product glutamate-ammonia ligase (gene GLUL). The coding region runs from base 32 to 1153 and encodes 373 amino acids. NCBI's taxonomy places the organism in Eukaryota, Metazoa, Chordata, Aves, Cariamiformes, Cariamidae. Gene Ontology annotation, cellular component: cytoplasm. The transcript is spliced from 6 exons. The record is from RefSeq and is a predicted model, not a curated record. Gene Ontology annotation, molecular function: glutamine synthetase activity.
CUGCAGGAACCCCCUCGUCCGAUCUGCAGCCAUGGCCACCUCAGCGAGCUCCCACCUGAGCAAAGCCAUCAAGCACAUGUACAUGAAGCUGCCGCAGGGGGAGAAGGUCCAAGCCAUGUACAUCUGGAUCGAUGGGACAGGGGAGCAUCUCCGCUGCAAAACCCGCACGCUGGACCACGAGCCCAAGAGCCUUGAAGAUCUCCCCGAGUGGAAUUUCGACGGCUCCAGCACCUUCCAGGCUGAAGGCUCCAACAGUGACAUGUACCUCCGACCUGCUGCCAUGUUUCGGGACCCUUUUCGCAAGGAUCCCAAUAAACUAGUUCUCUGCGAGGUCUUCAAAUACAACCGCCAGUCUGCAGAGACAAAUCUCCGACACACCUGCAGGCGGAUUAUGGAUAUGGUGUCCAACCAGCACCCCUGGUUUGGGAUGGAGCAAGAAUACACUCUUUUGGGGACAGACGGACAUCCGUUUGGCUGGCCUUCCAAUGGCUUCCCUGGACCGCAAGGUCCGUACUACUGCGGUGUAGGGGCGGACAAAGCUUACGGCAGAGACAUUGUGGAGGCCCACUACCGAGCGUGCCUUUAUGCUGGUGUGAAAAUUGGAGGAACCAACGCAGAAGUGAUGCCAGCCCAGUGGGAGUUCCAGGUGGGACCAUGCGAAGGGAUUGAGAUGGGGGAUCACCUCUGGAUUGCACGCUUCAUCCUCCAUCGGGUGUGCGAAGACUUCGGUGUCAUUGUGUCUUUUGAUCCCAAACCCAUCCCUGGGAACUGGAACGGUGCUGGCUGUCACACCAACUUCAGCACCAAGAACAUGAGGGAAGACGGAGGUCUCAAGCACAUUGAAGAGGCCAUCGAGAAGCUGAGCAAGCGUCACCAGUACCACAUCCGUGCCUAUGACCCCAAAGGGGGGCUGGACAAUGCCAGGCGCCUGACGGGUUUCCACGAGACAUCCAACAUCCACGAGUUCUCCGCUGGCGUGGCUAACCGCGGCGCCAGCAUCCGCAUCCCCAGGAACGUGGGCCAUGAGAAGAAGGGCUACUUUGAGGACCGCCGGCCCUCCGCCAACUGUGAUCCUUACGCUGUGACAGAGGCUCUCGUCCGCACGUGUCUCCUCAACGAAACUGGAGACGAGCCUUUUGAGUACAAGAACUAAGGAGACUGCGCCCACAGACACCGCCUUCCCCCCCGCACUUCCCACCCCCCUAAACUUCCCUUCUAGAUGUAAUCCCGAGGGUACAAGAUAACACAUUUUGUGUCUCAGUAA